Penicillium nucicola is the source of this 894-nucleotide messenger RNA. RefSeq lists its product as uncharacterized. The transcript is spliced from 4 exons. The record is from RefSeq and is a predicted model, not a curated record. Bases 1 to 894 code for a protein of 297 amino acids. Lineage: Eukaryota; Fungi; Ascomycota; Eurotiomycetes; Eurotiales; Aspergillaceae. Gene Ontology annotation, biological process: secondary metabolite biosynthetic process.
AUGGCCACGCAACUCGUCCAGCUUCCCGAAGUGGAGCGUCUCAGUGCCUCAGUCAUUCGAAUCCUAGGUGGCAACCCGGGGAAGUUUACCCUCCAAGGAACAAACACAUAUCUGUUAGGCCAUGGCCCCCAACGAAUCCUAAUAGACACAGGCGAAGGCAAACCAAGCUGGGCUGCAACCCUCCAAAACCUCUUAGCAACAGAAAAAGCCACAGUCACCCAAACCCUCCUAACACACUGGCACCCCGAUCACGUAAAUGGCGUACAGAACCUCCGAAAGAUCUGUCCCAAUGCACAGAUCUUCAAAAACGAUCCAAACACCGACCAAGCCGAUAUAACCGAUGGCCAAGUCUUUUCCGUUGACGGCGUUACCCUAAGGGCGAUUCAUACGCCCGGCCAUACGACUGAUCAUAUGGUUUUUUGGUUUGAAGAGGAGGCGGCUAUGUUUACUGGUGAUAACGUCCUCGGUCACGGCACAGCCGUCUUCCAAGAUCUUAAAACCUACCUAUCAAGUCUCCACCGAAUGCGCGAGCGCGUCUCCGGUGGUCGCGGAUAUCCUGGACACGGCGCUGUUCUGGAAAACACCGGCUCUCGCAUUACGGAGUAUAUCAAGCAUCGACAGCAGCGGGAAGAUGAAGUAUUGCGUGUCCUAAGGUAUGGCAAGCUUGAUGUUUCAGAUGGGGAAAGUGGGAGUGGGAGUGAGAAUGAGGGCGAGCGGAAGCAGGCGUGGACGCCUAUUGAGCUAGUCAAGGUGAUAUACCGGGAUGUCUCUGAGAGUUUGCAUUUGCCUGCUUCUGGGGGUGUGUUGCAGGUUCUUGGGAAGUUGGAGGGAGAGGGGAAGGUUAUUGAUGCUGGUGAUGAGGGGUGGAGAUUAAGUGAGAGGUCUGCUUUGUAG